GGAUUGGACUGCAUUUCACUUUUUUUUUGUGUGGUUGUGUUUGUUUUUGGUACAGCUGCAACACAGUUUUGUCAGGCCCACGUGUUGGUCAUCGCAUGUCGGUGUUUUGUGCGAUUCUGCUGCCUGUGGUUGCUCGGAAAAUACGAAAUCAAUCGUGUGGGUUGCUCGGAGACCACUGGGUUAUGCUUUUGUUCACUUGGAUCACGGUAGACAUGCAGAGGAUGCAAUUGGUGAAUUAGAUGAUUCAAUGGAAACAAUUGAGGUCACCCCUAUUGCAAAAUUGCGUCCUUACACUAAAGCGGAGAAAAUAAAGAUUCGUGUCUGUAGGAUAUGGAAAUCUAGCAUUUCUGCAACUGUUCGCAAAUACGUUACACUACAGUGUAUCUUGGUUGAUGAAACGAACAAUGCGGUUGAAGCAUUUGCGUCAGACAUUGAUUGUGAACUGGUAGCCUCAAAGAUUGAUGCUGGUAGUUGUUACGAAAUCAUGAAUUUUCGCACAAUCAACAUCAGAGGACAGUAUAAAGUGGUGCCGCAUGAAACCCAGGUUAUAUUCACUGGUGCAACAUCGUUUAAAAAACUGUUUACCGUCUUUCCACCCAUCCCUCGACAUAGGUUUUUCCUACUAGAUUUCAACAUGCUCUAUCCGCGUCUGAACAGAGACGAUAUUCUUACAGAUGUGAUUGGCCAUAUAACUGCGGUCCAGCAAUUGGAAUCAAAACAGAUUAAUCAAAGAAUAGUGCAGAAGUGUGAUAUACACAUUGAGAAUAUCAGAAAAGAAGAAUUGUCUGUUACAUUGUGGGCAGAUAUUGCAGAAGCUUUUUGUUCUUUAUCGAUCCAGAAGUUGUCUUUGCCGAUUAUUGUUGUAUUUACAAGUUUAAAAGUCAAGAUUUACCUAGAGAACAUCGUUUUGAAUAGUACUGGCUCCUCCCUUUUUUUCAUUGACCCAGACAUCCCGGAGGUUAACUCAUAUAAAUCAAUGUUCUCAACCUGUAAAGUCCCUGUAAAAAUGCUGCCUCCUUCUUCAAGGCAGGCAAAUGAAGCUGAAAUUCUGCGUACAGCAAGAAGAGUAACAAUAGAUGAGCUGGCCUUUUUGGAUCCUGAUUUGUAUAAGAAUGAUACAUUCCUAUGUAAAGCAUCUAUCAAACGUUUUGACACACGUUAUGAUUGGUGGUACAAUGCUUGCCCUAGCUGUGCCAAACAAAUGCAUAAGGACCCGUCGACCGGACAACUCAUCUGUCAGAAACACCCCAACCAAAUUCCAAUACCAUGGUACAAAGUUAAUUUCAUUCUUGAAGACAACACUAAUGAAAUUAGUGCUUUGAUAAUUGGCAAAGGUGGUGAAAAACUCUUUGCUAUAGAACCAAUAACUCCACAAAUCUUACCAAGAGCAGUCACAGUAUCUUCCACUAAUGUAUUAUCUUUGACCUCACCACCUGAAACAAGCGGAGAAUCACAUAAACGAAAGAGGGAGUCUGUGAGGAAAGCUCUUUUUACUGGCAGUGAACAGAGUGAAGCAGAAGAAAUUCCAGAAGUUGACCCGAAAGAGUUUGAUGAAAUACCUAUCAAAUUGCUGAAAAAAAAUCCACCUCCAGCUUCUGCAAAAACAGAUAGUCCCUCCAAAAAUUAACUGGGUUGGUUUCUCAAUGACAACAUUGAUAAUGGUCCUGCUAUAAGACGUUUCCUCCUCUGCUACAAUAUAUUUUGCAUCUUUUGCUACUCUGUAUUAAACAUUGUCUAAUAUCUUUGGUGGUUUGCAAAUACCACUUUCUGCACAAAACUGGACAAUAUUUUUUGCACCUCCGUAUACCAGCAUUUGUUAAUUUUUUGUGUACAGAAGCUGGUUUAGUUUUUAGAGCACAAAGAACAGCUAAAGUAGAAUAUAUAGCUCUAAUAUUUUUUGUAUCCCUGUAUGAAAGUAUCUGCUAAUAUUUUGUUUGUAAGUAUGAUCAUCCUAAUCCAAAAACACUUAUAAGUGCUGUGAUCUAAUCAUAAAAUUUCGUGUUUA
Pyrus x bretschneideri (Chinese white pear) is the source of this 2005-nucleotide messenger RNA. RefSeq lists its product as uncharacterized. Gene Ontology annotation, molecular function: DNA binding. Bases 248 to 1627 code for a protein of 459 amino acids. The transcript has 14 exons. NCBI's taxonomy places the organism in Eukaryota, Viridiplantae, Streptophyta, Magnoliopsida, Rosales, Rosaceae. The record is from RefSeq and is a predicted model, not a curated record. Gene Ontology annotation, cellular component: nucleus. Gene Ontology annotation, biological process: DNA replication; DNA recombination; DNA repair.